Messenger RNA from Medicago truncatula (barrel medic), 540 nucleotides. Its product is annotated as malonyl-coenzyme A:anthocyanin 3-O-glucoside-6''-O-malonyltransferase. Lineage: Eukaryota; Viridiplantae; Streptophyta; Magnoliopsida; Fabales; Fabaceae. The coding region runs from base 1 to 540 and encodes 179 amino acids. The transcript has a single exon. The record is from RefSeq and is a predicted model, not a curated record.
AUGAAGGUAAUAGAACAUAGCCAAGUUGCACCACCACCAAAUUCACUUCCAUCACCAACAACACUCCCUCUCACCUUCUUCGACAUUUCAUGGUUUUACUGUCAACCCACUGUUAAACGUAUCUUCUUCUACCACUUUCCUCACCCAACUCAUCACUUCCUCCAAACAACACUUCCUAUUCUCAAACACUCACUUUCCUUAACCCUUCAACACUUCUUUCCCUUCACCUCCAACCUCAUCAUCCCUCCAAAUUCCCAUAACACUCCUCCUUUCAUACGUUACCUUGAUGAAGACUCUAUUUCCUUCACUGUAGCUGAAUCCUCAGCAGACUUCAACAUCCUCGUAUCUGAUUCACAAGAUGCUCAAAACUGGCACCAUCUCGUUCCAAAUUUACCUCCACCUCGUACCGAACAAGACAACAUUCGUGUUAUCCCUAUAAUGUCUAUUCCAGUCACUGUUCUUCCAAACUCCGGGUUCUCUAUUUGCCUCAGUUACAACCAUGUUGCUGCAUACGGAAAAUCGUACUUCAUCAUUUCAUGA